CAUUGAAAAGUAUUGAGAAAUUAAAGUACUAUAGGAAGUCGUGCUCGUAUAGUUUGUUCGAUUGCGUCUUAUUACCAAUUGAGAGAAAUUGAUUAACAAUUUGUGGAAUUACAUAAACGAGUAAACGUCUCUUAUUUUUUCCCCUCUCACUGAAUUUAUAAACGAAAAAUUAGUGAUUAUACAGUGCUAAAGAAAAAUUCCCAAUUUUGCAUGCCACGAGGAUAAAAAAAACGAAUUCUUCAGCGUCUGGAUAUCUAACAUUUUUUUAUACACCGGCUGACAUAAAGUAACAAUCUUCGGUUUACUCCAAAAAAGAAGUGUAUCCAACAAGAGUGAUUUAAUCAUUUUCAAUGUGAUUUUCAGAAAACGUAAAAAAUACCCAUAUCUGUGAUCUUUAAUUUUUAAUCUCUAUAAUUGUUUAGAGAAAAAUUACUCGGUAAUUUUAGUGUUUAAAAAUUAAACAAAAAAUAAUAGGUGGAUCGUGUGGGUCUGCUGUUGAAGUGGAUCAGGUGAUGACUUGUACAUUUUAAUAUAUACAUAUAUACCGUUCAAAGUGAUUGUCGUAUGGAAAAAUACCGGCUUUCCAUUUUUUGCCCUUUUUUUCUUGCCAAAGCGCAAAAAAUCGCCUGACAAGAAAAAAAAUCGACAAAAGAGAAAUCGAACUACAAAACAUGGAACCUCCAAUAACUCGAUCUGACUCACGCCUUCCAAAAACUACAACAAUCAUUGAUGACUACGAAAUCAGUAAUCACGUCCUAGGCUUGGGUAUCAAUGGAAAAGUGGUGCAAUGUUACGACAGAAAAACGAGAGAAAAAUAUGCACUCAAGGUUUUACAUGAUUGUGUGAAAGCGAGAAGAGAAGUUGAAUUACACUGGAGGGCAUCUAAUUGUAGACAUAUUGUUCAAGUUAAAGACGUUUAUGAAAAUUCAUAUAGUGGAAAUAAAUGUUUACUGGUAGUUAUGGAAUGUAUGGAAGGUGGAGAACUUUUUCAGAGGAUACAAGACAGACAAGACGGUCAGGACGGAGCUUUUACUGAACGAGAAGCAGCACAAAUUAUGUACGAAAUUUGUGUGGCUGUCAAACACCUUCAUGACAUGAAUAUUGCUCAUCGGGAUCUAAAACCAGAGAACCUUUUGUAUUCAAAACCAGAUAGUUUAGGAAUUUUAAAAUUGACCGAUUUUGGAUUUGCGAAAGAAACGCAUUUAAAAGAUACACUGCAGACGCCUUGCUACACACCGUACUAUGUUGCACCUGAAGUUUUGGGUCCGGAUAAAUAUGACAAAAGCUGCGAUAUAUGGUCUUUGGGAGUAAUUAUGUAUAUACUAUUAUGUGGAUUUCCUCCGUUCUACAGCAAUCAUGGAUUGGCAAUUUCGCCGGGAAUGAAGAAGCGAAUAACAUUAGGUCAGUACGAUUUUCCAGCUCCUGAAUGGUCUCACGUCAGCACUGAAGCUCGCGAUCUUAUCAAGGGAAUGCUAUGUACAGAUCCCGCUCAAAGGCUGCAAAUUGCCGAAGUAAUGCGCAAUAAAUGGAUCUCCAAACACACGGAAGUGCCGGCAACGCCCUUGCAUACAGGACGAGUUUUGAGGGAAGGUGAGGAACUUUGGCCGGAAGUUCAAGAAGAAAUGACUCGCUCUUUAGCGACAAUGCGAGUCGAUUACGAUACAGCAAAUUUAAAGCAAUUGGACAAUACAAAUAAUCCCCUUUUAAAUAAACGAAGACGAGCGAAACAGGCAGCUCCAAUCCCUCCGACAGCAAACGCAACCCCGGCGUCCUAGGGAAAGGCCGAAAUUUCAUGGCAUCCAAAAUGGAUUCAUUUUUUACGGCGAUGCAUCAAAUGCAUCAUUUUUGUUAUACGAAUUGUAUUCUGAACAGGGAGUUUUUUUCCGCGAGAGGGAGUCGAAAGACUUGCAAAAAAACUGACCCAAAUGAAAAGUAAGAAACAAACGUAAGUGUGGAAUUACGUACUUUUUUUCACAAAAGAUUUAAAUAAUUAUUAUAUUUCACUUAAAUUUUCAAUUUUCCUGCUCUGGAUACAUUUAUUAUUGUCUCAAAUAGAUUUUUGGAUCAAGUGCCUAAGGAUGAUCUAUGACACUUUAUAAUACCACCCAGAAAUUUUAUUUUGAGAGAAAAAGCAUUUUGUUAAUUAAUAAUUAUUCUGUUACUUAAAUAUUAAUAUUAUCAUAAAGACGUGAAAAAAGUCAAAAGCAAAAAAAUUGUACAUUGAGAUUAAAUCUGUAAUCGCACUCCUAUUAUAAUUGUACUAUACAAACGAUAUAAAUUUAAAUGUUAUGCUUAAUCCACAAAUUUAAAUUAGUCAAAAUUCAUUAAAAAUUGAUCUAAAUUAAGAAUAAAUUAGUCUAAUGAAAAAAAAA
Leptopilina heterotoma is the source of this 2372-nucleotide messenger RNA. It is a transcript of the gene MAPk-Ak2, whose product is annotated as MAP kinase-activated protein kinase 2. The record is from RefSeq and is a predicted model, not a curated record. Gene Ontology annotation, molecular function: calmodulin binding; calcium-dependent protein serine/threonine kinase activity; ATP binding. Gene Ontology annotation, biological process: protein autophosphorylation; peptidyl-serine phosphorylation; intracellular signal transduction. Lineage: Eukaryota; Metazoa; Arthropoda; Insecta; Hymenoptera; Figitidae. Gene Ontology annotation, cellular component: nucleus; cytoplasm. Bases 672 to 1775 code for a protein of 367 amino acids. The transcript is spliced from 9 exons.